This is a messenger RNA of Vanrija pseudolonga, 831 nucleotides long. RefSeq lists its product as uncharacterized. Lineage: Eukaryota; Fungi; Basidiomycota; Tremellomycetes; Trichosporonales; Trichosporonaceae. The transcript has a single exon. Bases 1 to 831 code for a protein of 276 amino acids. The record is from RefSeq and is a predicted model, not a curated record.
AUGCCCCUCAGCUACGAAAUCUUCAUCACGCCCCAGAUCGACCAAGCGCCGACGGUGCCCAUCCCGACGGGCGAGACGCCGCAGUGGCAGCCGCUGUCGACGACCCUCAUCAGCGGCGACCGCGACGCCGUGCUCGUCGACCCGCCGUUCACCGUCAACGAAACCGCCGCCGUCGCGCAGUGGUUCGCGAGCAAGAACAAGCGCCUGACGCACAUCUUCGUGACGCACGGGCACGGCGACCACUGGUUCGGCGCGCCGGCGCUCAUCGCGCAGUUCGGGGGCGAGGUCGUGGCCUCGCAGGGCACGAUCGGCGAGAUGGCCAAGAGCGUCGCCUUGAAGCCCGUGCUCUGGGAACGUCUCUUCCCCGGCCAGAUUCCCCCGGAAACGCCACUCACCGCGAAAGCGGCGACCUCCAUCGAGCUCGAGGGCGAGACACUGCGCAUCAUCGAGGCGGGGCACAGCGACACGGACGCGAGCACCAUGCUCCAUGUGCCCAGCCUUGGGUUGCUGGUCGCCGGCGACAUCGUGUAUAACGGCGCGCACCAGUACCUCGGCGAAGGGACCGGCAACGGGCUGCACGAGUGGCUCAAGGCGCUCGACAUUGCGGAAAGCUAUAACCCGCGUGUCAUUAUCGCGGGGCACAAGGUCGCUGGCACCGACGACGACGCGGCGCGGGUUAUCGGCGCCACGCGCGAGUACCUGCAGGCCGCGAUCGCGCUGCGCGAGACGGAGAAGGACGCGGCGAGUUACUACGCCGCGCUGAGGGCCAAGUUCCCCGACCACAUCAACCCGAAUGCUGUGUGGCUCUCUGCGCUGGCUUUGUACAAGUAG